UGGCACUCACUUAUGUUACACUGCUUCUUCCUCUUGGCUCCUUCAGAGCCAAAGGGACAAAUCAGGCAAGUACCACUGGAAUAUCAUAAAUGUAGUGACUGCAGCAUCUUGCUGCUGGAGUUGGAUGUGCCUGCUAUUGUAGCAUUGAGCUUUUCACCCCCUGGGAAAAUCCUCCCAACUUCCAAGAUUUUGCAUGAUUAUGCUAAACAAGAAAGCUGGGCCUUAUUUUGAGUUGUUGCCUUUCAGAAUGGGGAGUAAAAGCUGAAACCACCAUUUCCCUGUCACCAUGACAGUAAUAAAGGCACUCUGUAAAGCGGCUGGUAUCUGCUUGCAUUACGCAGCAAAGUCAAAUACCCCAAGUCUAAAUAAAAUACUUGUACAAAUACUUUGUUGAAUUAAAAUUAUUUAAUGCUAAAAGUAUGUAAAUCUUGUUUUCCCAUUAUGAAUGGGAAGCUCUGAAAUUAUUUAAUGAUUCAUUCAAUGCCUGUAAGAGCUUCCUUGGAGAAGAGCCUUUAUUAUGACUUGAUCUUGUAUCAAGACUUGUUAAAUUACCUUUUGGCAUUGUGUGUAUGGUGCAGCUUGCUAGGCAAAACUGUCACUUGUGUACUGGUUUCUUUAGAGGCAUGUUGUAACUCAGUAGAUUUUUAUUUGCUGAAAGUUCCUUCUAAUCCUGGGGAAAGUGAAGCACUGCUGUCAAAUUUUAAGGCUGGCAGAAGAGACAUGCUUGGCUUAUGCAGGGAGGUAGUCUGUCAAGCAAUCUAGUGCUGAGCUAAAUUUCCCAAGAAUUCUGUAUGUGGAGCAAAAUCGCACAAUUUUUCUCUAGGAUUGAGUCAAUGUUGCAUAGUUCUUAUAAUUAUGUACAAUAAUAAGAGGAUCUUAAAUCUGUUUUCUCAUUGCUCACUGGUAGGCCUGAAACUUUUAAAGAUGCCAGAUAAUUUUAUCAUGGUAGAUCUGAGAUAAGACUACAAGGAGCCGCCUGCAGUUCCCCUUCUGUAACUGAGAAAGGGAAAAUACACUUAGUGCUCCUUGCAGUGUUGUGUUUCACUGGAAAACCUAAGAGGGGGAGAGAAUUGCCUUGCACCUGCCAGCUUCAUUAACAUUCAGCCACAGGAUUGUUCAGAUGCUUGUUAGGAAAGAGUAUUGCUUAAAGGGUCACCUGCUAGUAUUUUAAGUAAGCUUCAGUGGGAAAAAUUUAGUAUUAAAAUGCAUUUAAAAGGUCAACUUUGUCAUUCAGAACUGCUUUGUGCAUAAUGCAUGGUACAUUUUCCAAAGGUUGAGAUGGAGCAGUGGUGCUUUUGACAGAUUUGCACUUCCAUUGCAAGGAAAGUCCUGUAUCAAAAAGGAGUACCCCAUUUUGAAAUUGGGUAACUCGAGACCCAUCACUAAACCCCAAAGUGCUCUGUAAAACAUGGAUUAUGUAUAUGCUGCUUGUGUAUAUUUUAUGAUGGAGAAAACAUACUUUCUUGCUGGUUUUGGAGCUGAGCUGAGCUUUCUGGUUUAAAGCAUACCAUAUAUAAAAAUUUGGAGUAACAACUGCAUUUGCACACGGUGUUUGUAUCAGGUUGUACUACAGAUGAAAUGUACUGACACUUACUGAUACUCGCGGAAAUGUCUGUUGCAUAUCGUUUUAAAAUGGGCUGUAAUAAUACAAAUAGUUGUAACUCAUUUACAUUUCUACAUAGAAAUGAUGUAGUUCACAGUGAAAACAAUAAACAUUCUGCUUUUUUAUAGCAAAUAUGAGUACCUUGGGUAGAUGAGCUUCAUAGCUGCAUGGCCUUGUUACAGAAUACAAUUUUGUAACUCAGUUCUGGGGAGAAAGAUACUGCUAGCAGGAUAUUCUUGGCUGAGCAGACUUCUCAUGUCUAAAAGUAAAGUUUAUUGUUUUGGGAUUACUUUGCUCAUGUGAUUUUCCAUCAUUGAUCAUUUAAUGCCAUUUCAGGCUUUUGGACUGUUUUUUUCAAGUUGCUGACAAGUAUAUUAAUUGGCCAGUUUUGUACCUGAAAGCUGAAUUGAAAGCAAAGAUGGCCUGAAUGUCACUACAGGUUGGGCUCAGUGGGAUGAUCUCAGUAGCACAGCUGUAAUUUUCAUUACCUGAAUCUCUCAAUCAUUUGAUAAUAUUGCAGAGUAUCACUGCAUGACCCUAGAAAUGAACUAAGGGCUUGUAGUUUCACUGAGCCAAUACUCUCCCCACCACUGACAAGUACUAAAACAAGGAGGCGAGGUUAUCUGUCUGCUUUAAACUUUUGACAAAUACCUCUCUCUCUGCUCACCUUUUCCACUGCAGAAAGAGCUGUCUCUCUGCCUAGAGCAGUCUAACUACAAAGCUACUCUACAACUUCCAUUUUUUUAGUGCAGUGGAGAUGUGUGCCUGAAGGGCAAACAGAGAUUUGUAAUACCUGCGUCGUUUAUGGGAGAAUUUCUGAUCUCUCGCCUUACUGCUGAGAUUUGUACAGUGGUGUGACACUUUUAGAUACAGAUUAUUCUAAAAUAUUUUUUCCAAGUAGACUUUACUUUUUGACUUAAUUUUUUUGUCUUGCUUGCAGUAAGAAAAGUUUCUAAUAAGAUUAUAAUGCUUUGGACCUGCACUUCCUGGGAAGGAAGGGUAGGAAGUCAGCAUACAUCCAAAGGGAAAGGGAAAUUAAUGGUCUUUGUAGCAUUUUUUGCAUGCUUAGCUUCCCUUGGAAUAGGAAUGCACAGGACUUUAGCUUUUUAUACACUUAGCUUUUCACUGGGAGAUGUGUUCUAGAAUUUGGAGGUUGAAAGUGAGAUGCACAGUUGUUUACCUUGGCUUGUUUUUUCGUUACUUUCCAAGGAGAGAGUGGACCCUUUUCAUGCAGACAGACCUCUGCUGUGUCAAGGCUGCUCAGAUUUACUGUGCAGCUGGAAAGUAUUUUCCACAUCACUUGUGUAGAUGUUGCCUUACUGGUUCUGCAGUUCUGCCUCUCCAGUUCCUUACUGGCUACUGACCACAAAUGAUGCAUUCAUAAAAUUGAAAGCAAAGUGAAUGAAAUUACUAUAGCCUGUGAUGCCUUUAAUCCACAAUAUAUUUAUUAUGUAACCCUCUAACCUCUAAGGUAUAUGUGCAUGUGUACAUACAUUGCUUCAGGUAUGAUAUGAACAAAAUGCAUACUUUACCAUGGCUGUUCUUUAAUUUUGCUGCCUCCUUCAAAUACCAUUUGGUCAUUUUCAGGAGCUCACUUCAGAACUGUGUAGAAGAGCAAAGGGACAGGGGUUGGUAGAGUAUCUGUGGAUGCUUCUAGGAAAACUUGUCUUUUAAAAGUUUUAUUCUUGCUGUCAGGUGGAUUGGAAAGGGGUAGAAGAAAGGGGGAGUAGGAAUGGGCCUAUACCAAAAAGAGGAAAACUAAAUACAGUGUUGGAGGUUGACUGUGGGCAAAUGAAGCAAAGAAGGUACAGAAAACCAGGAAUGUGAAGCAGACCAAAAGACAUGGAAUGCUGAAUGAAGAUGAAAAUAAUGAGGGAGAGGAAUGCUUUUAUUUUCCAAACAAUCAAGAGUCUAGUAGUUGCAAGAUGUUCAGCAGGAAAGCAAAACUGGAGAUCUGUCAUUCUUGGGUCCUGCUUUCUUCAUGAAAGCAAACUCUUAAGAAAUAUGGAUGUCAAAAGUAGAAACUAUUUGCUGAUGAAUCGUCAAGCACUGGAAAAUGACAUCAAGACUUCUUAUAUCAUGGAUCGUAUGAUUGCUGAUGAAGUGCUAACAUUACAGGAGGAGGAGAGAGUGAAGCAGCAGAAUACACGGAAGGAGCGAGCAGCUAUGCUAAUAAACAUUAUUCUUACAAAAGAUAAUAAUUCAUAUAGAUCCUUUUAUAAUGCACUGCUCCAUGAAGGGUACAGAGAUCUUGCUGCACUUCUCCAGGACGGCAUCCCUGCUGUCUCAUCUGGUAACAGAAAGAGUUCAAUGGAUGGAAUGACUUCUUAUGUGAAGACCAUUCUCUGCGAAGGGGGUGUGCCACAGAGACCAGUUGUGUUUGUCACUCGACCAAAGCUCGUAGAUGCUAUUAAAAAGAAACUGUACUGCUUGGGAAGUGAUCCAGGCUGGGUCACGGUUUAUGGAAUGGCAGGCUGUGGGAAGACUGUUUUGACAGCAGAAGCUUUAAGGGAUCCUCAGCUCUUGGAAGAUUACUUUCCAGGAGGAGUUCACUGGAUCUCUGUUGGGAAACAGGACAAAGCAGGGCUCCUCAUAAAACUUCAGAAUCUCUGUAGUAGAUUGGAACAUGAGUCCACUCUUUCACAAAGACCACCACUUAACAUUGAGGAGGCUAAAGAUCGUCUUCGUUUGCUGAUGUUACGCAAAUACCCCAGGUCUCUUUUGGUCCUGGAUGACAUUUGGGAUUCCUGGGUGUUAAAAGCAUUCGAUAAUCAAUGUCAGGUACUCAUCACGAGCAGGGACAGGAGUGUAACAGAUGCUGUGGCUGGCAUUAAAUACGAGGUUCAUGUGGAAAGUGGGCUAGCACAUGAGAAAGGACUGGAGAUUUUAUCCCUAUUUGUGAAUAUGAAAAUAUCAGAGCUUCCAGAACAAGCUAACUGUCUUGUAAGAGAAUGCAAAGGUUCUCCUCUUGUGAUAUCCUUGAUAGGUGCAUUACUACGAGACUUCCCUAGCCGCUGGGAAUACUAUCUCAGGCAGCUGCAGAAUAAGCAGUUUAAAAGAAUAAGAAAAUCUUCCUCGUAUGAUUACGAAGCCCUUGAUGAAGCAAUGUCCAUAAGUGUUGAGCAACUGGAUGACAAUUACAAAGACUACUAUAAAGACCUCUCUAUCCUCCCAAAAGAUGUUAAAGUACCUACUAAGGUUCUCUGUAUUCUUUGGGAUAUGGAAACUGAAGAGGUUGAAGAUAUACUACAGGAAUUUGUUAACAAAUCACUGUUGUUCUGUGAUCGGAAUGGGAAGUCAUUCCAUUAUUAUUUACAUGAUCUUCAGCUUGACUUUCUCACAGAGAAGAAUCGCAACCAGCUUCAGGAGCUACAUAAAAACAUAGUAAAUCAGUACAAGAAAUACUACAAGCUUAAUACACCUGUUCUGUCUCAAGAGGAUUGCAUGUAUUGGUAUAACUUCCUAGCAUAUCACAUGGCAGGUGCCCAAAUGCAACAGGAGCUCCAUGAUCUUAUGUUUUCUUUGGAUUGGAUUAAAGCUAAAACAGAAUUGGUAGGGCCUGCUCAUCUGAUUCAUGAAUAUGUAGAAUAUAGUUCAAUCCUGGAUCAAAAGGAUAGCACAGUGCGUGAGAAUUUCCAGGAAUUUCUGUCUUUAAAUGGGCACCUUCUUGGACGGCAGCCGUUUCCUGACAUCAUUCAGCUGGGUCUUUGCCAGCCAGAGACGUCAGAGGUGUAUCAACAGGCCAAGCUGCAUGCCCAAAGGGAAACAGGAACAUUUUAUUUAGAGUGGAUAAAUAAAAGAUCCUUGAAAAAUCUCUACCGUCUGGUUGUUCGUCCACACAGAGAUGCAGUUUACCAUGCCUGCUUUUCUAAGGAUAGACAAAGAAUAGCAUCAUGUGGAGCUGAUAAAACACUUCAGGUGUUUAAAGCAGAAAGUGGAGAGAGACUCCUGGAGAUAAAUGCCCACGAUGAUGAAAUACUCUGUUGCGCUUUUUCUGCAGAUGGUGAAUUUGUAGCAACUUGUUCGAGUGAUAAAAAAGUGAAGGUCUGGAAUUCAAGAACAGGCCAGUGUAGGUGUGUAUACGAAGAACACUCCGAGCAGGUCAACUGCUGCCAGUUCAAUAACAAAAGUGGUCAGUACCUUCUGGCCACCUGCUCCAGUGACACUUACAUCAAAAUUUGGGAUUUAAAUAAAAAAUACUGUAGAAAUACGAUGAUAGGUCAUGAAAAUUCUGUCAAUCACUGCAGAUUUUCACCAGAUGAUGAAUAUGUUGCUAGCUGCUCAACAGAUGGAACAGUAAAGCUUUGGGAAGCACGCUCAGGAAAUGAACUGAAAAGUAUUGAGAUAAAAGAUUUCUUCAGAAAUGCAGAUGAGCAAUCAGAUGAUGUGGAGGUUUUAGUAAAAUGCUGCUCUUGGUCCAGAAAUGGUAACAUGCUUUUGGUGGUAGCCAAAAACAAGCUUUUGCUUUUUGAUAUCAACACCUGUGGUUUGUUAACUCAAGUCAUUGUCAGCCAUCACAGCACAAUCCAAUACUGUGACUUCUGUCCUGGGGAUGAGUUAGUAGCAGUUGCUUUGUCUCACUGCUCUGUUGAGCUGUGGAAUAUUAAGUCUUUAUCAAAAGUGGCAUAUUGCAGAGGACACAUGAGCUGGGUUCACUGUGUGACAUUUUCACCAGAUGGAUCUUUAUUUCUGACUUCAUCUGAUGACCAGACAAUACGUAUCUGGGAAACAAAGAAGGUGUGCAAAUCUUCUGAUGCUGUGCUGAAAAGUGAACUAGAUGUUGUAUUUUACAAUGGUGAAGUGAUGAUUUUAGCCAUCUACAAUCAGAAGAAUUUACAACUUAUCAAUGGAAAUACAGACAAUGUUAUUAUGCAGACAGCAGCCCAAGAGUCUCCCAUUUCCUGCUGUUGCUUAAGUGAAGAUCUUAAAUUUGCAGCUUUUGGGCAGGAGAAUGGAACAAUAAAGGUACUGGAGUUGUCAGAUGGGAAAGUUCUGAAGUCCUGGGAGGCCUACAGGACAUCGGUGCAGCAUUGUCGAUUUACACCUGAUUGUCAGACUCUCAUCUCGAGUGCUCAUGAUUCAGUUAUACAGGUAUGGAAUUGGCAGUUGAGUGAGUGUGUGUUUCUAAGAGGGCACAAGGAAGCAAUCAAGGAUUUCAGACUUCUGGAAGAUUCCAAACUUCUCUCUUGGUCGUUCGAUGGAACCGUUAAGGUUUGGAAUGUCACUACUGGAAAUCCAGAAAGAGAUUUUGCUUGUCACGGAGGUGCUGUUCUUUCCUGUGCUGUUUCACCUGAUGGUAGUAAAUUUUCAUCUGCUUCUGCUGACAAAACUGCAAAGAUAUGGAGCUUUGAAAGUUCAUCUGCUCUUCAUGAACUGAAAGGCCAUGAAGCCUGUGUGCGGUGCUGUACUUUCUCUCCUAAUAACAAACUGUUGGCCACUGGAGAUGACAAAGGAGAAAUAAGGAUUUGGGAUGUUUUAACUGGUGCAUUACUUCACUUCUGCUCCCCAGUUACUGUAGAUGAAGGAGAACCAACACAUGGGGGUUGGGUAACAGACCUCUCCUUUUCUCCUGACAAUAAAAUGCUUGUGUCAUCUGGAGGCUAUCUUAAGUGGUGGAAUGUAACUACUGGAGAAUCCUUACAAACCUUCUACACAAAUGGAACAAACCUCAAGUCAAUACAUGUGUCCCCUAAUUUCAAAGUAUAUGUGACUGUUGAUAAUCUUGGUAUUCUUUAUGUAUUACAGAAGUUCUGAUUAAUGGGCUGAAUGCUGCAAAGAUAACCAAUUCUUUAUGCUGGAAAGAAAAUUCUGCUUUGUCUGACAGUCAUUAAGCUGUGAAUUAUAUUUAAUUGUUGCAUUCAUGAUGUUUUCAUGUAUAUUUAUGUACUUUUAUGCAUGUUUUUUCAAAUGAUCUUGCAUUUAAUCUUGUUUUUAAUAAGCAUUAUUAUAAUCCUUAAAUCUUGAUUUGCAUCUUAAGUAUGUUGCUUCCAGUUUUAUAAGGAAAUUAUAUUAAGAUUUAUUCAAAUUAGUUGAAAUUAAUAUUAAUAGCAGUGAAGAAAGAAUAUGUGUAUCAUACUUUGAAAUGGUAUUUUAUGCUAAGGCUGAUGGCUAAAUGCUCUCUAGCCAUGAACACAACUGUGUAAGAUGGAAAAAAAACAUUUUUUUAGGUGUCAUGUAAGGGUUUUCAUUUAGUACAGAAUGGGAAGAAGCAGGGGAAUUCUUCAUUUGAAAAAUGGAACCAGCCAUGUUGGUGCUUGACGUUCAAACCAAAUCGAGUAGAUGUUGAGUUUACAGCAGCUGUGCCUCCCACUUGCAGUCAGAAUUGCUGCAAAUUGCUUCAAACCUGUGGAGAUAAAGUGCACUGUAACAUGUAUGAGCUGUCCCCAUUAAGGGGAACAUCCUGAAUCUUCUUUUCUCACAGCAAAAUCCGAAAUUCAGUAUUGUAACUGAAGUGGGAGAGACUGUGCCACAUUUCCAGUCAAAGGAUGAGUACAGCUAACCAGCUAAAAUGAGAAUAAAAAUGGCUUAAAAGUUAUGUAUUGAAAAUUAUAAGAAGGUGUGAAUUUUAGGGUUAUUUUUUUCCUUUUGGAAAUAGCAUUCAGUUUAUACUAUGGAGACACUUUACUGUUGUCAGCUUUGUUUACAUGGGAUUCUAUGCCCGGUUGAUCUCUUGCCUGGUAAUAUGUGAUUUUAUGUUUUUUUAAAUUUUUUUUUGUAAUUUUUACAGUCUAUUUAUAGAUUCAAUAUAAGGUAGAAAUAUCAGUGUUUUGUACUAACUGUACUUGGCAAAUUCUUUCUGAAUAAUUGGGUAGCAAUGUUCUAUUUGAUACCUAGUAAGCCUUUUUCUAUUCAAUUGCCUCUUAACUGCUAUGAGCAACUGCACAAGCAUUCAUAUGAUUUUCAUAUUUUUGUAGCUGGCAGUAGAACACUGUCUAACUACUUGAUUGUAGAAAGUACUGUAGCAAGUAUCUUAACUGGUACUGAAUAAUGAAAUUUUUACUUUUAGUAUUUUUUGUGUGCAUUUCAUAAAAUUUAAUAGGCAUUCUUAGUAUUUCCCUGGUUUGACAAUCUCCAGUUUUUCCUCUUUUUCAACUUGAAAUUCUACUCUUUCUAAGGUGCUGUUGAAUACGGGUCAGUAUAAUCAAAGUACUGCUGGCAGAAAUGUAAGGAGAAGAAAUUCAAUAGAAAAGACCACGAUGUUUUGUAUUCCAAGUAUGUACAGUACUUAAUAAAGAUGAUCCAGGCAAUAUUGGCCAAAGUUUUAAAUGAA
Parus major (Great Tit) is the source of this 8873-nucleotide messenger RNA. RefSeq names its product apoptotic peptidase activating factor 1 (gene APAF1). Gene Ontology annotation, biological process: regulation of apoptotic process; apoptotic signaling pathway. NCBI's taxonomy places the organism in Eukaryota, Metazoa, Chordata, Aves, Passeriformes, Paridae. Gene Ontology annotation, molecular function: protein binding; ADP binding. The transcript is spliced from 28 exons. The coding region runs from base 3458 to 7357 and encodes 1299 amino acids. The record is from RefSeq and is a predicted model, not a curated record. Gene Ontology annotation, cellular component: apoptosome.